AUGCCUCAGCCUAUUAAAAGAAAGAGAGACCAUAGCAGCACAGAAGAUUUCAAAUCUGUACGUCAGAAGAUCAGAACGCUGGAAGCUAACCUCAGCGACAAAUCCAACUUGAACAACAUCGUCGAACUUUUCAAUCAUGUCAAAAAUGAUAAUGCGCAGAUUGUUUUUGCUGCCAUGCACGCUUUGAAUCGUGUCUUCCUCAGUUUCCUAUUGAAAGGAGAGUUGCAAAAGCCUAAAGUAGCUGAAGAGACUUCUGCUAAAGGCAAGGUGACACUUUGGCUCAGAGACCAAUAUACAAAUUUUUUACAGUAUGUUAAAAGCCUUCUAUCCAAUGAUGAACCUGGAUUACAGCUUCCUGCUUUGACCAUUUUGAUGAACAAUAUGAAAGCUGAAUCGGAAUACUUUAUGAGCACCAAAGGAACUUAUCACUUUGCCAACAAUCUCUACGGACCGAUUGUAAAAGAAAUUAUAUCGACCGAAAAUUUGAAUGACCAUUUGCGAAAAGAGUUUUUGGAGAAAUAUUUAAAUAUCUAUGAUGACUUGAGGCAUUACUUUUUCAAGGAUACAGCUGAAAUUAUCGAGCAAUCACUUCGUACAGAUGAAACCGUUAGGAAGCAAAAAACUUCGAUGAAGAGCAAGAAAGCAAAAAUAUCGAAUACAACAAAUAGUAGCGGCAAACUCGAAUUAAUAGCAAAGAAUCUAUUUUCAAUAUUGGAAAGUAUUCGCACUAUGCCAACCGAGCCCUCAGAAAUCGAUGAAUUUUGGACUGUCAACCCGUCUAAAUAUGAACCUCAAUCAAAGAAAACGAAUUCGGAAGAAGAUGAUGUUUUAGGGGACGAAGGCUUACUAUCAGAGUCAGAAGUCGAAGAAGAGAAAGAACAAGCGAAAAAAGAUGGAACAAGGAAAAAGAAAAUGCAUCCAUUACUUCAAUUGAAAGUUCACAAGCGAAGUUUUACUGACUGCUGGCUUCAGUUAUUCAAACUACCAUUAACGGAAGAAAUGUACAAGAAAAUCCUACUCAUUUUGCACAAGCGUAUCUUACCGCACCUGAGCGAACCAAAAUUGUUGAUGGAUUUUUUGACAGAUUCGUACAAUGUAGGAGGAGCUGUCAGUCUAUUAGCCUUGCAAAGCUUGUUCACAUUGAUUAUCGACCACAACCUGUAA
Messenger RNA from Mycotypha africana, 1164 nucleotides. RefSeq lists its product as uncharacterized. The coding region runs from base 1 to 1164 and encodes 387 amino acids. The transcript has 3 exons. Gene Ontology annotation, cellular component: nucleolus; Noc4p-Nop14p complex; small-subunit processome. Gene Ontology annotation, biological process: ribosome biogenesis. Lineage: Eukaryota; Fungi; Mucoromycota; Mucoromycetes; Mucorales; Mycotyphaceae. The record is from RefSeq and is a predicted model, not a curated record.